AGCGCUGCGGCCGCCAUGGCGCUGCCGCCGGUGCGGCUGCUCCGCCUGGGCCUGCGGCCGUACCCCGAGGCGCUGCGGGUGCAGGAGCGCUGCGUGGCGGCCGCCCGCGGCUCCGGGCCCCCCCCGCGGCUCCGCGCCCCCCCGCGGCUCCGCGCCCCCCCUGCCGCCGAGAGCCUGCUGCUGAGCGAGCCUGCCGAGCCGGUGUACGCCUGGGGGCUGCGGGGGGCGCCGGCGCCGGCGCUGGCGGAGCGGCUGCGGGCCCGGGGCGCGGCGCUGCUCGGCGUCCGCCGCGGCGGCCACAUCACCUACCACGGCCCCGGGCAGCUGCUCGCCUUCCCGGUGCUCGACCUCCGCCGCCGCCGCCUGCCGCUGCGGGCCUACGUGCGGGGCCUGGAGGCUUCCAUCGUCCUCCUCUGCCGCCGCCUGGGGCUGCGCCGGGCCCGGGCUCUGCCGCCGCCGUUCACCGGAGUCUGGGUGGGCGACAGCAAAAUCUGCGCCAUCGGGGUGCACUGCGGGCACCACAUCACCUCCCACGGCCUGGCACUGAACUGCUGCCCGGACCUGAGCUGGUUCCAGCACAUUGUGCCCUGCGGGCUGGCGGGCACGGGGGUGACCUCGCUCAGCCAGCAGCUCGGGCGCCCGGUGCCAGUCCCGCAGGUGCUGCCACCCUUCCUGCAGGCCUUCCAGGAGGUCUUCCAGUGCACUCUGCUCUCUGAUGACCAGCUGGAGGCAUAGCGGUGCCAGCUGGGCACGGUGCCAGCUGCGCUCUGCUGCCCACCCCGGACUGUGCCUGCAGAGCUUUCAGCUUUGCCCAGCCUCUGCUUGUGUGAGACCUCCCAAGUGGGCAAGGUGCCCGAAUGGGUGCCCAAGUAAAGAGAGGGGUUGAGACCAGCUCUGUGCCCACCCAGGUGGGCACCUUUGGGCAGGAGGAGCUUUGAGUGUGCCCUUGCCAGGAGGGUGUCCAUAAAGAGCUGUCGAGGA
Molecule: messenger RNA, 981 nt
Organism: Pogoniulus pusillus (Red-fronted tinkerbird)
Lineage: Eukaryota; Metazoa; Chordata; Aves; Piciformes; Lybiidae
Gene: LIPT2
Product: lipoyl(octanoyl) transferase 2
Biological process (GO): protein lipoylation
Cellular component (GO): mitochondrion
Molecular function (GO): lipoyl(octanoyl) transferase activity
Source: RefSeq, a predicted model, not a curated record